Messenger RNA from Saccharomyces paradoxus, 714 nucleotides. It is a transcript of the gene THG1, whose product is annotated as tRNA guanylyltransferase. Gene Ontology annotation, biological process: tRNA modification. Gene Ontology annotation, molecular function: tRNA guanylyltransferase activity; magnesium ion binding. NCBI's taxonomy places the organism in Eukaryota, Fungi, Ascomycota, Saccharomycetes, Saccharomycetales, Saccharomycetaceae. The transcript has a single exon. The record is from RefSeq and is a predicted model, not a curated record. The coding region runs from base 1 to 714 and encodes 237 amino acids.
AUGGCUAACUCUAAAUUUGGAUACGUGAGGCAAUUUGAAACGCACGAUGUUAUUUUGCCUCAGUGUUAUAUUGUGGUAAGAAUAGAUGGCAAGAAGUUUCAUGAAUUUUCCACGUUCUACGAGUUUGCCAAGCCAAACGAUGAAAACGCUUUGAAGUUGAUGAAUGCCUGUGCAAAGAACCUUUUGCUUAAGUACAAAAAUGAUACUAUAUUGGCCUUCGGGGAAAGUGACGAAUAUUCAUUUAUUUUGAAGUCAGAUACAGCUUUAUUCAACAGAAGAAAAGAUAAGCUUGCAACUUUAUUCGGUUCUUUUUUUACAUCCAAUUAUGUCGCAUUAUGGACCAAAUUUUUCCCGGACAAGCCGUUGGAUAUCAAGCAUUUACCAUACUUCGAUUCAAGGUGUGUAGCGUACCCUAAUUUACAAACGAUAAAGGAUUAUCUAUCCUGGAGAUAUGUCGAUACUCAUAUAAACAAUCUUUAUAAUACAACGUUUUGGCAAUUGAUAAUAAAGUGUGGUUUAACUCCCCAGGAAUCCGAGAAGAAACUAUGUGGAACAUUUAGUAGUGAUAAACAGGAAAUACUGUUUUCUGAAUGUGGAAUAAACUACAAUAAUGAACCUGAAAUGUUUAAAAAGGGCUCAUUAGUAACUAGGAAAGGAGAGAUCCUUCAUAUCAACGUCAUCGCACAGAUAGAUGAGUUGUUCGAGGGCUAUUAA